AUGGCAGGUCGACUGUCGCAGUCGGUUUUGUCACCCUCACCGAAGGUUUCCGGUCUGUGGCUCCUCGAUCCGUGGGUUGCACGUGCUGCCAGUGAUGCUCGAGAGCCUACUUUUGCCCUGCCGCCGGAUUUGGAUGGGUUGCUGCAUCGUGCUACUGCGGUAUGUGGUGCUGUUGGACUGGCGAAUUGGACGGCCCUAAGCGCCGCUGCGGCUUGUUACUGUGGUGGCCAGGAGACACAGACGACUAGACCACCCUCAUCAUCUCAAUCUCUGCUGCCUCCGUCCAUCAUGAGGUUUGCACGUCCACUUACAGAGAACAUCGGUGGCAGUGGCGGAGGCCUCUCCGCUCUCUCCGCCUCUGCUGCUGCAUUGUUCGCUUUUCACCAUCGAAACAGCGGUGCUGGCAGUGAUUCCGACUAG
Molecule: messenger RNA, 420 nt
Organism: Hydatigera taeniaeformis
Lineage: Eukaryota; Metazoa; Platyhelminthes; Cestoda; Cyclophyllidea; Taeniidae
Source: the annotation of a GenBank genome assembly